Pelobates fuscus (common spadefoot toad) is the source of this 1069-nucleotide messenger RNA. Its product is annotated as gamma-crystallin M2-like. The record is from RefSeq and is a predicted model, not a curated record. NCBI's taxonomy places the organism in Eukaryota, Metazoa, Chordata, Amphibia, Anura, Pelobatidae. Gene Ontology annotation, molecular function: structural constituent of eye lens. The coding region runs from base 424 to 1035 and encodes 203 amino acids. The transcript has 3 exons. Gene Ontology annotation, biological process: lens development in camera-type eye; visual perception.
CAAUAAGUGAGACAAUUACAAAAUGUUAAAGAACAAUAGGUUGAUGAGGACCCUGCUCAAAAGAGCUUACAAUCUUGUGCAUGUACUCACAUGUGGCAGUUCUGGCUAGAUUCACUCAGUUCUAACUCACAAAAGGUCAUUCAAUGACAUUGUCCUGAGGAUCACAUGAUUGACUCAUUGUUACAGCUAUACCUAAAAAACAUCAUGGGCCAUAAAAAUGAAGCACAGAAAAAUAGCUUCUUCUCGUAUGUGACCAGCCCUUUCUCUUUGUUGUAAAAACUCUAAACAUUAUACAAUUUACAAUUACAACACAGGAUAAUUAGGGUUGUUGUAAAAAGGGGUCUAGAGGUCUAGAGUAGCCACACAAAUGAUCUAGAAAUUCAUGUAACUGAGCAAAAUUUUCUCCUUUGUCUAAUUUGUCCAAUGUAUAUAAUGAGCACUUGUUGCUCGCUGUUUGUUGUAUCUCGGGAGCAAUCAUCAUUACAAGUUGCCUGUUCUAUGCAAGUAAAGAUGUCAAUCAUAUUCUACGAAGAGGAAAACUUCCAGGGACUCAGCUAUGAGUGUGGCAAUGAUUGUCCCAAUCUAACGUCAUACCUUAGUCGAUGCAAUUCCAUACGUGUCCUUAACGGAUGCUGGAUGAUAUAUCAACGUCUCAAUUACAUGGGAUCUCAGUAUUUCAUAAAGAGAGGAGAAUACUCAAAUUUCCACGAAUGGAUCGGUUUCAACGGUGUUAUCAAAUCCUGUUUAUCAAUUCCACAAUACAAAGGGUCUUAUAGACUGAGACUAUAUGAAAGGAAUAACUUUGGAGGGAAAAUGCUGGAAGCGAUGAAUGACUGCCCCUCGGUAAUUGAGUGCUUUAAGCACAAUGAUAUUCAGUCCUGUUAUGUGUUUGAUGGCUAUUGGGUUUUCUAUGAACUGCCCUAUUACAGAGGACGCCAAUACUACUUGAGACCAGGAGAAUACAGAAGAUUCACUGAUUGGGAUGCCAUGAAUGCCAGGGUUGGAUCUUUCAAACAAAUUACUGAGUUUUCUUAGAAAACCCCAAUCCACAAUAAAGUGCUCUACAAAA